Cheilinus undulatus (humphead wrasse) is the source of this 5256-nucleotide messenger RNA. RefSeq names its product Rho GTPase activating protein 29a (gene arhgap29a). Gene Ontology annotation, molecular function: GTPase activator activity. Gene Ontology annotation, biological process: signal transduction; activation of GTPase activity. The record is from RefSeq and is a predicted model, not a curated record. Bases 280 to 4368 code for a protein of 1362 amino acids. The transcript has 23 exons. Lineage: Eukaryota; Metazoa; Chordata; Actinopteri; Labriformes; Labridae. Gene Ontology annotation, cellular component: cytoplasm.
AGCUAAUCACAAGUGCCAGUCUUCAUCACAUGGAGAGAACAGCCGGGACUGAGUGGAUUUAAGCCGGGGACAGUGGAGGGUCUCUGCCGGGUCUGGGACACGCGCUUCGCCUGUGGACUAUUCUCUUUCACGCGCUCAUUUUAACGUUCUUUGGAUUUUUACCAUCCGAAAUGUUUACGGAUAAAACAGCAGCAUCCUUCAUUCCUAACGUGGAGUAAAUCUUCCCCUGAGACCUGAAGGAAUCCAUCACCAGGCCUGAGGGCCGCUGGACCAGAAGACAUGCUGGCUGCCAUGCUUCGCCAGAGCUCCGGUGGAGGAUCAGGAGGUGGUGGAGGCAGUACCAGCAGCACCAGUGGAACCAAACUUCCACUGGGUAUCUCCAGAAUCUCCAACACAGGCUCGGGUUCAAUGGGCCACACGAGCGUAGGCCCCUGGGGGCCGGGGAAGUUCUCAAAGAAUAUCUCGGGGAGCUCGGACUGUCCAGAUGUACCAGCCUCAGACCCACACUACAUCAUGCAGCUGGUCAGUGAUGUACGAAAGUUUGCUGAUGUGCUUCUGCAACUCAAAGAAGUGUUCAACUCCAAAGAGCACCAGGACUGCCUCCAUCAUGCUGUCCAUGAGCGUCUCGGCGAGCUGCUGCGAGUCCUGAAGGCCAUUAUCAGCAAACACCAGAGCCUGAACUCUGUGGACAUCCUCAGUACGGCUGGAACCGUCAUCGCCACGGUUAAAGGAGUGAACUUUAAGGAGGUGAAUGAGGAGAACAAACAGAAGCUCUUUGGAGAGAUCUACACGGCUAUCGACACAUUGGCAUUCACCUUUGGAAAUGUAGUGUCUGACUUCCUUAUGGGAGAUGUAGAGAAUGGAUCAGUGUUGGGGCUCCCCCUGACCAAGAGGAGUAGGUCUUUUGAGAACAUCUCGGUGGAAUCUGGAGGAUCCGGUCCAGAGAAAGAUGAUCCGCCAGGUCCGUCUCCACCCAUGCGGGCGGAGGAGGUGGACCGGACGCUGCAGCAGCAGGACAACGGAGUGGAAACGGCGCUGCUUUAUGCCAAGGCCUGGUCCAAAUACACCAAAGAGCUGCUGGCCUGGGUGGAGAAACGCCUCAAUAUGGAUAUUGAGUGUGCCAAGAGUUACGCAAAAAUGGCAGAAUCCGCCAAGACCCUGGCAAGCCAACAGGAAUACAUGCCUUUCCGUGAAACCUACAUGACUGCUUUCAAAAAUGACAUCGAAUACAGCCAGCUGGUACUUCAAACUGCAGCGAUUCUCCAAAGCAACAAAUUCAUGCAGCCUCUCAUCACCAGAAAGAAUGAGCUGGACAAACUACGAAAGGAGGUCAAGGAGCAGUGGCAGAGAGAGCUGAAGAAAAUGAAUGAAGCAGACAGUGCUCUGAAGAAGGCCCGGCUGCUGCAGGCUCAGCGGCAGGAAGAGUACGAGAAAGCCAAGGUAUCUACCAGCAGGCUGGAGGAGGAGCAGAUGGGAGGAGGUGGAGGAGCAGCAGCAUUCAAACAGCUGGAGAAAAGGCGCAGGCUGGAGGAGGAGGCCUUGCAGAAGGCCGAGGAGGCCAAAGAGCACUGCACCGCCUGUCAGCUGGAUGUUGGUGUGAAGAGAGUCGAGUUGGCCAAAACCAAGAGUGUCAUCAUAACUCAGAUCAGAGAGAUGGUCUCUCAGUGUGACCUCACCUUUAAGGCUGUGACGGUGAAUUGGUUCCAGCUCCAGCAGGCUCAGGUUGUUUCUCUCCCAGUGAACCAUCAGACUCUGUGUGAAAACGCCAAACAGUACGAGCCGGGUCAGCGCUACAUUGACUUUGUGAGGAGUUUACCGAGUGACGGGCCCCGACUGGAGCCGCACUCGUUUGACAUUGCUGUCACACAAAACACAGGGAUGCCUUUAAACAAGCGCUCUCUGAGUGCCAGCCACUCCUCCCACAGUAACCUGUCCCAGGGGUCUGUGACCUCUGACCCCCUCUGUGUGGAAGACGUGGACAGUCCCGUUAACGCCCAACAUGCCAAGAUCGCAGAGAGGCGCUCCAACAGCAGCACUGACAUCCAAGCACUUCGGAUUCAGGCUCCGUUUCGCCCAUGGGCCUCAACGAGUCAGGGUGGAGGGAUGUGCAGUGACUCAGAAAGUGCAGGAGGGAGCAGCGAGUCUCGCUCCAUGGAUUCACCAACUGCAAGUCCAGGAGACUUCAAGAGGAGAUUACCCAGAACCCCCUCUACUGGCACCAUGUCAUCUGCUGAUGACCUAGAUGACAGGGAGCCUCCCUCACCUUCUGAUACAGGAUUGAGUGAGAUGAUUAUUGAAACAGCCAGCUCCCCAGGUCCCUUCAGAAACACCCAGAUGUCCAAAGCUGCUCAGACACACAAACUCAGGAAGCUAAGAGCUCCUUCCAAGUGUCGCGAGUGUGACGGCCUGGUGGUGUUUCACGGAGCAGAGUGUGAGGAGUGUUCGCUGGCUUGUCACAAGAAAUGUCUGGAGACCCUGGCCAUCCAGUGUGGCCAUAAGAAGCUUCAGGGAAGACUUCAUUUGUUUGGCAUCGACUUCACUCAGGCAGCCAAAAACAGCCAGGAUGGGAUCCCCUUCAUUAUACGGAAGUGCACAUCAGAAAUCGAGAAUAGAGCACUCAAUAUUAAGGGUAUUUACCGUGUGAAUGGUGCCAAGUCUAGGGUAGAAAAGCUGUGCCAGGCGUUUGAGAAUGGAAAGCACCUGGUGGAGCUCUCUGAGCUUUAUCCCCACGACAUCAGCAACGUGCUGAAACUCUACCUGAGACAGCUUCCAGAGCCGCUCAUCCUUUUCCGAUACUAUAACGACUUUAUCGGUUUGGCAAAGGAGAGUCAGAGCAUCAUUGUGGAGGAGCUCGAGGCGCUGAGACUCAGUCCAAUCCCAGUGAACCCAGCACAAGUCAGCGUGGAUCUGAACCGAGUCCUCUUCAAGAUCAAGGACCUGCUGAAACAGCUGCCACCAGCCCAUUAUAAGACGCUGCAGUUCCUCAUAGAGCACCUGCAUCGGGUAACGGAGCGAUCAGAGGAAAAUAAAAUGACAGCGAGUAACCUUGGGAUCAUCUUUGGUCCAACGCUGAUCAAACCAAGGCAGGUAGAUGCUGAAGUUUCCCUCUCCUCUCUGGUGGAUUACCCAUAUCAAGCCCUUAUCAUUGAGCUCCUCAUCAGACACUACCAGAUGGUGUUUGAUACCCCCCUCAGCCCACUUAGCAGCUCCUCACCCACAGAGAUCGAUGCCCAGUCGCGCCCUGACACCCACCUCACACAGCAGGAGAAAGAGCAGCAGCUGAGCAGACACUCAAAGUCGCUGGGAGACAUCAAGGAGCAGAGCUCCAAGGUGUAUAAGAGACAUUCCUCCAUCAUUCCUUCUUCACAUUUAUUGGCUGAAGUUCAGGAGUCGAUGCCAAAUCUCGAUGGGAGAGACUUUCAAGCCGCUGAUCAAGUGGAUUCAGAGGCCUUCAAUGGAGUUUUGUCAUCAGGCAUCCCUGAGGUCGAGAAACCCGGUGAAGGACUCCUUCGCAGAUAUCAACUAAACACUGUCACCAGAGUCCAGCUCCGACACCCUCGACACAAACUGUCCUCUCGGCCGGUGAGCAUGCCCGCUGAACACUCUCCAAACCGAGGACAAGAGGACGAGAACAACAGCAGAAACAGCUCUGAACCAGAUGACAGGAGGGGAGGGAGCAUUGAUCAGUCCAUCGAGGAGGUGGACGAAUCUGAGAAUGCUAAAACACGAGCAGGGACUCAUUACAGGAGUACAUUCAUAGACACUCAGACGUUACGCAGAACUUGGGACAAACAGUACAAGCAUGAAGUUACCCCUAGAAGUGUUAAAAUAAUGGCCAAUUCUCCUUCAGAGAAUACAGCAACAGAUUCCAGCAGCUUAUCAACGUCAGUGCCGUUGUCCUCUUCACCUUUCUCUCUUGGGAGCAACAUCUACCCUAACAGACCAUACACUGUGGCAGUGCGAGCCAACAGGACUUUAAGGCGGGAGGACAACGUGACCAAAUACAGCCAUGUGGUGACAGCUUUCAGGGCUCCUAGGACUCUGCAGCCUCCUCCAGGGACUUUCUACAAGCCCCCGCCUGGGAGCAAAACUAAAACUCUGCAGAACUUUGCUUUAGCUAACAGCGCUGAGGAGGAAGAGGAAGAAGAUGAGGAGGAUGAGGACGAGGAGGAGGAAUUGGGGCUGGGUCUUGAGAUAGAGGUGUCUGUGGAUGAACCUCUGGAGGAGGAGGCUGAGCAGGCUGUCAUGUCUCAGUCUCCUAGCUCUAGCCCAGAGGAACUGGGCCAAAACCAGGCCAAACCAGUUUAUCAGAGACUGAGGCCCAGACGGCUGCAAGAGGUUGAACACAGAGAGGCUCACUUUGUUUAAACGUGUGAGAGAUUUAAAAAAGAAAAUGGUGAUUAAAUGUACAAAAUGUGCACAAACACUAUAAAAAACAUCUGCAUGAACUCUGCAGAGACAUUUCCAGAUGUUUUAUGAUUGUGUGGAUGACUAAAAGUACCUUAAAGACAAACAGGAUGCACUUAAAACACUGUACAUUUUCAACAUGAAUCACAGUACUUCUUCACAAAUUACCAGUACACUCUUUCACCUGGUCAGGAUAUUUAUAAUUCUUUUAUAAAACUGUGCAAUUACAUUUUUAUUUUAGUAUUUUGUUUAAAAAAAAGUUGUUACAGGCUCACAAUCUUUGUAUGUUUAUAUACCAAAAAAUUAAAAAACCUAUGGUGAAUCGUUACAAUAGUGCAGGCAAACACAACAGUGAGAAUGCACUAAUCUGACUUUUACAUGAGUCGUGUUUUACUGCAAGUCAGCAAAUGAAAACUGUUACAUUUAGGUUUUAAUGAAUCAUUCUACAGAUAACUUGUGUAUAAAGUGAUAUAAUGACAUUUGUUACAAGGGUAAACUGUGCAUCCACUUGUUUUUAUACUGUUGAACUUGUAUUUUGUAAUCUUACACUGAUCUGAAAAGCUUUUAGAAAUGCCACCUGAUUGUAUAUUGGCAUUAUCUUUCUUAUUCUAAGAUCAAAUGUACAUUUCUUAAUAGCCAAAGCUCUUUUUUUAACUCGAGUAGUUUUAACAAUAACCUAAACCUUACAGGUUCUUUGUAAGUAAUUGGAAGUGCAUCAUGUAUUUAAAUGAUAUAUGUUUUUCAUAGUCGUGGAAAAAGUUAACAAUGUUGAAAAAGUUCAAUGUAAAAAAACAGGUACAUGAAAACAAACACCCUUUUGUAACUUAUUAAAAUAUAUCUGACAAAUUC